AUGGUGUCUACGAGGGGGGUCCGCUAUAAAUUCAGCGAAGGCGAGCGCGUAUUGUGUUAUGAACCGGAUCCUACAAAAGCCAAGGUGCUCUACGACUCCAAGGUUUUGGAAGUAAUAGAAAGUAAAGACAAGCGUGGCCGGCGUACCGUGGAGUACCUGAUACAUUUCCAAGGCUGGAAUUCAUCAUGGGAUCGCUGUGUAAGCGAAGAUUUUGUGUUGAAAGACACAGAAGAAAAUAGGCAGCUACAAAGAGAUUUAGCUGAGAAAUCUCAACUGCAACUGGGCGCCUAUUUAUACCGCCGCGAACGUAAAAAGGGCGGCGGCAGUGGCUCUAACUCGACCGGCGCGGGUCCCGCCAAGCGCGCCAGACAUGGCUUCUCCGAUGAUGGCUCCUCCAGCAGCACUCAGCCAGAUGAUAAUGUUGAGGAAGGCGUGGAGACGGCCGACACUGACUCCUCGUCUGCAUCUGGGUCGAGUUCCCAGCCUCGGUCACCGCCACCCAACGUGCAUGUAGGCCGAGCUCACAUCACGCUGCCUUCAGCUUUACGUGAUCGGCUGACAUUUGAUUAUCAUUUGGUGGUGAAGCGAGGUCGCCUGUCGCAGUUGCCUGCGACGCCAUGUGCUGCGGAGAUCUUGGAGUCGUUUGUGAAGUGGUUCGCUCGUGCCGGUGCCUGGGCGACUCCUCGCGCCCGCCAUGAUCCGCCGCAGAAGCCUGAUAUGCUUGAUGUGUCUUGCAGAUUAAAUUUGGUCCGCGAGGUGGCUGACGGUCUCCGCGUGUACUUCGACUUCAUAUUACGCGGUCAUCUGCUCUACAAGCAGGAACUGGCCCAGUACCAUGAGAUCUGCGGACGUUUUAUUGAUGAACAAGAAGAAAUCAAGAAGCAGCAGUUGGAAGCGGAUGAUGACUAUGAGGAUGAGCAGAUGGGUACCGAGGACGAAGUGACUGCAGCUGAAGAAGAUCUCAAGAGUCCCAAGAUACCGGAGUACUCACACCUACCUCCGGAUCCCAUGGAUGCUGAUAAAAGCGAGGGAGAAUGCAACAACGAGGAGGCUUCGGUAUCGAAGACCGAAAAUAAUGAAAAGACUACAGCCGUCAGUGACUCCACCACCGACGACAACCAGGUCGCUGGCUCGGCCAAACCUCGCGAGGGAAGGUCUGCUACACGCAGUGGCAAUGUAGCAAGGAGGCUUCGUUCGCAUAAGUCGGUGGUGUCCCAGUCGGAAAACGAAGAGCCUACUCCAUCGACAUCUACCGGUGAACCGAGGUUGUUCGAGACCAUGUCGUCUAGUGUCGGCAGUAGCGGAUCGUCGCUGAGCGAGUGCUGGGCGCGGCCCACGCAGUCCACGCCCGCUCCGACCACUACGCGCACUCCACUGUCUCUGCUGUUUGAUAAGGUUUCAAAAUGGCAGAUAAUUCCACGCGAGGGAACCGAACACUUGCCAUGCCGUGUAUACGGCGCCAUACAUCUUGCCAGACUUUUCGUAAAAUUACCUGAUUUUCUGAAUGCUACUCAAAUGCCAGACUUCAAGUUGAAACUGAUUCUCAAGCACAUCGAUAUGUUCGUUCAAUUCUUGGACGAGCACAGUGAGUGGUUCGGCGAGGUGUACUACGUGGCCGACAGCAUGUGUCGCUCCCGUUAA
Molecule: messenger RNA, 1641 nt
Organism: Spodoptera littoralis (African cotton leafworm)
Lineage: Eukaryota; Metazoa; Arthropoda; Insecta; Lepidoptera; Noctuidae
Source: the annotation of a GenBank genome assembly